Messenger RNA from Brassica rapa (field mustard), 3164 nucleotides. Its product is annotated as E3 ubiquitin-protein ligase KEG. Lineage: Eukaryota; Viridiplantae; Streptophyta; Magnoliopsida; Brassicales; Brassicaceae. Gene Ontology annotation, biological process: protein phosphorylation. The record is from RefSeq and is a predicted model, not a curated record. Gene Ontology annotation, molecular function: ATP binding; protein kinase activity.
UUAUUUAAUGUUUAUUUUGUUCGGUCAUCUAGGUUUAGUUAUGUUGUUUCUAUUGGGUUGUUUUAUAUUGAAUCUCUCCUUAAGACUAUAAAUAUUGAAAAUAUGAAUUUAGGAUAACACACGUCUAAUUUUUCAGUAAUUAUUUAAAUAUAAUAAAUUUAGAUAUUUUGUUUAUUUUGAAUUUUUUCAUUUGUUUGUAAUAGUAAAAGGUUACUUUAUAUUUCAUACUUACUUUUUUUGUUUUUUUUUUGUUUUUUGGUAAUUAUGAUAGAUGUUUAAUGUAAUAUUUAUAUUUCUUAUAUUGUAUAUUUAUUUAUUAUAUAUUUUACUUUAUAUUGUAUAUUUACUUUUUUUUUGUUUUUGUUUUUUUUGGUAAUUAUGCCACAUGUCUUCUUUUCAAAGAAAUUUUUUAUGAUGAUGUAGACACUCUAUGGAGCUUCAAAAAGUAUUUUUUAUUAGUAUAAAUGACGUGGUCGCUCUAUGGAUCAUCAAAAUGUACAUAUUAUUAAUAUAUCUUUUUAUUAUAUUGCAUAUUUACUUAUUUUGCUUUAUAUCAAAUGAUAGAAUUAUGAUAGAUGUUUAAUGUAUUAUUUCUAUUUUUUAUAUUAUAUAUUUAUUUGUUAUCUAUUUUACUUUAUAUUGUAUAUUUACUUUUUUUGUUUUUCGUUUUUUUUUGGUAAUUAUGUACUUUUAUAUCAAAUUUAAAUAUUAAAUAGAUGUUUAAUGUAAUAUUUCUAUAUCUUAUAUUGUAUAUUUACUUAUUACUUUUUAUUAUAACUUUUCAGAUAUACGUUUAAUGUAGCUUUUUCAAUUUUUUUAUUGUUAACUUUUAUGGUUAGUUUAAUAAAUGUUGUAAUAUUUCUCUUUUAAUAUACUAUAUAUGAUUAUCAAUUUAUUGUUUAUUUUUACAAGGCCUCAAGAAAAUCUCAAAUAUUGGCAAACGACAAACUGGAUUCUCCAAACUAAGCCCAACAAAGAAUUUACGUGGCCUUUACGCCAAUAAAGAAGUGGUCGGCGGAUUAAGAAACCUUUAAAAACCCUAACAUCGUAUAGUUAAUGACGGCGAAGACGAGGGAAAGUGAUAAAAAAGGCUCUUCUUCUUUAACCAACUUAGGUUUGAAUCAUAUGGCUUCAAAGAUUACUGCUAAAAAGAAUGAUGAUUUUGACUAUGAAAUCAUUGAAGGCGAGUCUAAGACCGCUUUAGCAGCAGCCGGCACGAGUCCUUGGAUUGAUUCUGCAACGUUGGAGCUUCGGCAUCGAAUUGGAAGAGGUCCCUUUGGUGAUGUUUGGCUAGCUACUCAUCAUCAGUCCACAAAGGACUAUGAAGUGGCCAUCAAAAUGCUUCAUCCCAUCAAUAAAGAUCAGAUGAGAGUUGUGGUAGAUAAGUUUAAGGAUUUGGUAUCCAAGUCUCAAGGGAUGGAGAAUGUUUGUCUCCUCCGAGGAGUCUCUAUCAUUAGUGGAAGGAUUUGCCUCGUCAUGAAAUUCUAUGAGGGCUGUGUUGGUGACAAGAUGGCUCGGCUUAAAGGAGGAAAGCUUUCAUUGUCUGAUGUAUUGAGAUAUGGGAUUGAUCUAGUUACAGGGAUUCUUGAGUUGCACGCAAAAGGGUUUCUGAUUCUCAAUCUCAAGCCCUCUAACUUUCUUCUCCUUGAUAACGACAAGGCCAUCCUAGGGGAUGUUGGAGUCCCUUAUCUACUUCAUAGUAUCCCUUUGCCAAGUUCUGAUAUGAUAAUGAGACUUGGAACUCCAAACUAUAUGGCUCCAGAACAGUGGCAACCUGAAGUAAGAGGUCCCAUGUCCUUUGAGACUGAUUCUUGGGGGUUUGGAUGCAGCAUUGUGGAAAUGCUCACUGAUGUACAACCUUGGAGUGGUAAAUCCAUCGAUGAAAUAUAUAACUUAGUGGUCAUGAAGAGAGAAAAGCUUACUAUCCCCAAUGCCAUACCGCCUCCUCUUGAGAAGCUACUUCAGGGUUGCUUUAUGUAUGAUAUUCGAAGCCGACCUUCUAUGACAGACAUCUUACACGUCUUGAAGAGGUUGCAGAACUCAGAGGAGGAAGAGUUCUGGUCCUUCUGGAGAGGCAUUGAUAGUAGAGAAAUCAGGAAGAGCUCAGCUAAUCUCGGCUAUACAGAAUGGUUCCUUUCUAAGGAUCAUCUACAAGUAGGGGACACAGUGCGUUCAAGAAAGCCUGCCAAUUCGUGUAAGCAUGAGAACAUGGAUGUGCCAGAAGGAAAGGUGGUUGGUUUAGAACGUGACACAACCGACUCAGAUGGGUUUGCUCUGGUUAAAGUCCAUGGUGUUCAUGAUCCGUUAAGGGUUCACGUAUCUGUUCUUGAAAGGGUAACUAAAGACUUGGCUUCUGGAGAUUGGGUACGUCUGAAGUAUGUAGGAGUAGCAGACAAGAGGUGUUCUCCAGUUGGCAUUGUCCAUUCAAUCAACCGUGAGGGAAUUGUAGCUGUUGGGUUUAUUGGGUUGCCAACUCUCUGGAGAGGGACUUCAUCACAGCUUCAGAUGGCUAAAGGAUACAGUGUUGGUCAGUUUGUGAAGAUCAAAGCCUUUGUUGUCACCCCAAGAUUCAAAUGGAUACGUAAAGAUAGAGGAGUUUGGGCAACUGGCAGAAUCUCUCAUGUUUUACCAAACGGUUGUCUCGAGGUGGAGUUCCCUGGAGCGUUGCCUUUUGGACAGGAACAUGGAAGCUGUCUUGCUGAUCCGGCUGAAGUAGAGGUUGUGGAUUUUAGUACUUUUGAAGGAGUUGUGGAGAAAUAUCAGCAUCUUGAGGACUUUCACUGGGCUGUGAGACCUUUACUGGUUGCCGUGGGUGUAUUGACAGCAAUGACGUUAGGAGGGUUAUUGGUUGGGAAGAAAGUGGGAAGAUCAAAGGAUAUCAAACAGCGAGUUGGCUCGAGUAGACUAUGCAAUUGUCAGAUUCCUAAUGGUCAGGACAGGGCCGGUCCUGACCGUAAGGUCUCUCGCAAAUCUAAAUCUAAAUCUAAAUCUAAAUCUAAAUCUAAAUCUAAAUGGUUUUUUUAAGUUUUAGUGUUUAAGGGUGUGGUUAGGUUUUGUGUCUCAAACAUGGUCUAGUUAGUAAUGGAUACAUGGGUUUAUUAUAUGAGAUGAUAACAUUUUCUUUUUCUUGUUAACUUAAUAAGACUUUCUAGUAUUAUGUUUGA